AUGACGACUAAGAAGAACAAGAAAUCUCAAGCUAAAAAGAUCGAUCAAGAGCAAUUGCAUGGCUUUGAGAAAUGGAUUAAGCACUACAGCAGCAACCAAACCAUAGUGCUAGUCGGAGAAGGAGACUUCUCGUUUGCUCUUUGCUUAGCUAGACAAUUUGGCUCUGGUAGGAACAUGAUUGCAACUUCUCUCGACUCCAAAGGGGAGUUGAUCAAAUAUUCAAAAGCUAUGAGCAAUUUGAGGGAGUUAGAGAGCAGAGGAUGCCAAAUUUUGCACGGGGUAGAUGUCAACACCAUGCUCCAUCACCCUGAACUUAUUAAUAAACAGUUUGAUCGAAUAAUUUAUAACUUUCCUCAUGCUGGUUACUUGAAAGGCCGCCGUCGUUCAUCAGAAAAGAAUAAGUCCCAAAUUUUGUUGCAUCAGAGUUUGGUGAGGGGAUACUUCAUGAACUCACGGGAGAUGCUGACUAAAAAUGGAGAAAUUCAUGUCACACACAAGACAUCAUAUCCUUUUAGUGAGUGGGAAAUAAUGGAGUUAGCAGAGGAGGAUGAGUUAUUCUUGGUUAAAGAAGAAGAGUUUUACAAACUGGAUUAUCCGGGAUAUGAAAACAAGAGAGGAGAUGGGAUUUGCGACGAGUCAUUCCCUGUUGGGAAGUCUAGCACCUUCAUCUUCGCCAAGCGGUUGUACCCUAAUACGAGGUUCCACCCAGGUACUUUGAGUAUCAGUACAUGGCCUGCUGAUAUAAUAGAUAUGGCUUGCACCUAUUUAGAUAGCUUGGAGAUGAAGAAAUCCAACCGCGGCCAUAAAGCCUAGGGAGUGUGUUCUCCUAUUGAUACUGGGUCUAUGAUAGAUCAUCUUUUGAUAUUUUUCCAAGCCUAGCUUACUAAAGGAACUGUGACAUAAUUGAGGGGAGCAACAUGAUUAUAUACUUGAGA
Messenger RNA from Rosa rugosa (rugosa rose), 935 nucleotides. RefSeq lists its product as uncharacterized. Bases 1 to 813 code for a protein of 270 amino acids. The record is from RefSeq and is a predicted model, not a curated record. Gene Ontology annotation, molecular function: rRNA (uridine-N3-)-methyltransferase activity. Lineage: Eukaryota; Viridiplantae; Streptophyta; Magnoliopsida; Rosales; Rosaceae. Gene Ontology annotation, biological process: rRNA base methylation. The transcript is spliced from 3 exons. Gene Ontology annotation, cellular component: cytoplasm.